AUAAAAAGCCUCAUGUAUCUGGCCAAAGACUGAAAUCCUGUUCAAAUUCAUCAUUCAUUUCAGCGAAAGUCUUUUUGGUAUUACUGGUUUUCUGUGGGAUAUAUAUGCUUCUGAUUGUGAAAGUGUCUGUGAAAAAAUACUGUGUACCUACCAGCAAUCGUCUUAUAUCUGCUUGCAAAUGGAAAAUUUAUUAUAAAGAUCUGACUAAUGGAUUAUUGAAAAUAAGACAAACAAAAGGAAAAUUUUAUAUGGAGAUUGAUGUCACGAAAUCAUGUUUGAUUUCAACAUUAACUUCAGAGAUAAAGGGCAAUAGGACAGUGGACGUAAGUCCUUGUGUGCUGGCGGAUUGCCAGACUUUGAGCCUGCAUGUUGAAUAUAACAUUUUAGAAUUAUGUAAUAAGAGGUAUUGCAAGAAAACGAAGUGCAAGCAUGUCAAUUGUCCAAAAACAACAAACUCAUCGAAAUCAAUUACUCAUACAAUACAAGGUCCUUCGCUUAGCGGUGAUAUACAGAACUGCACCUCUGCUUCGCUUACUUCUGCGAGAAACAUGGGAAUGGUCGGCGGACGUUGGAAACCAACAGACUGUAGACCGACACAUCGUGUUGCAAUCAUCAUACCUUUUAGAGAUAGAGAGGAACAUCUUUGCAUUCUUCUUAAGAAUCUUAUCCCCAUUCUAAUGGUUCAACAAACAGAAUUUAGAAUUUUUGUGAUUGAACAGAUUGGGAAUACAACAUUUAAUAAAGGAAGACUUAUGAAUGCAGGUUUUCUCGAAGCAGGAAGAAUGUUUGACUUUAAUUGUGUUUUCUUCCAUGACGUCGACCUAAUUCCAGAAAAUGAAAGAAAUCUGUAUUAUUGUGGUGACCAACCACGCCAUCUGUCGGUGGCUAUCGACGAAGAUCGUUACAAGUUGAUGUACAGCUGGUUAGUGGGUGGAGUGUUGGGAUUCAGACCAGAAACAUUCCGUAAAGUUAACGGAUAUUCCAACAUGUUCUGGGGCUGGGGAGGGGAAGACGACGAUAUGUACAAUAGAAUACGUCAUUCAAGGUUCCGUUUAAUAAGACCUCCAGAUUCUAUUGCUAGAUAUACAACGAUCCGUCACAAGAAACGGGAACAUUGGACGAAAAGAUUUGAAGUUCUUAAUACGUGGAAAACAAGGUUAAAGACCGAUGGAUUGAGAAAUGUUCCUUACCAACUCAUAUCUUCUCAUAUUUAUACGUACUAUACUAAACUCAGAAUUGAUGUCGGAGUACCGGACUUUCCUGUAGAGGAAGCUAAUUUUACGUUGACAACGGAAAGUAACUUGUAAAGAAUAAAAUGUUAUUGCAUAAUAUUAAAUUUCAGAGUUAAAUAUUUAACUUUACAGCUGUAAAUAUAAUAUGAAACAGGCAUCCAAAAAUGAAAAAAAGACAUUCAGAAAAAUACAAAGAUCAAAAAUUGGGUCGUAAACAGCUAUCCAGAUAAAUUUGAUCUUUCCUUAAAAAUUGUAUUGAAUUUUAAAAACAAACUUGAUUGUUUGCAAGCUAAGAUGAUCAAUGGAAUGCACCAAUAAACGGUCAGAAAUUGU
This is a messenger RNA of Saccostrea cuccullata (small rock oyster), 1565 nucleotides long. RefSeq names its product beta-1,4-galactosyltransferase 4-like. Gene Ontology annotation, molecular function: galactosyltransferase activity. NCBI's taxonomy places the organism in Eukaryota, Metazoa, Mollusca, Bivalvia, Ostreida, Ostreidae. Gene Ontology annotation, biological process: carbohydrate metabolic process. Gene Ontology annotation, cellular component: Golgi apparatus. The transcript has 7 exons. The coding region runs from base 105 to 1307 and encodes 400 amino acids. The record is from RefSeq and is a predicted model, not a curated record.